Musca vetustissima is the source of this 1118-nucleotide messenger RNA. Its product is annotated as probable phosphoserine aminotransferase. The record is from RefSeq and is a predicted model, not a curated record. Gene Ontology annotation, molecular function: pyridoxal phosphate binding; O-phospho-L-serine:2-oxoglutarate transaminase activity. Lineage: Eukaryota; Metazoa; Arthropoda; Insecta; Diptera; Muscidae. Gene Ontology annotation, cellular component: cytoplasm. Gene Ontology annotation, biological process: L-serine biosynthetic process. The coding region runs from base 24 to 1118 and encodes 364 amino acids. The transcript is spliced from 3 exons.
AGUAGUAAAAGCCAGUUUUUACAAUGGUUAUCAAUUUUGCUGCCGGUCCAGCUAAACUACCCGAAGAGGUGCUGCAAGACGUCCAAAAGAAUUUGCUGAACUACGAUGGCUGCGGAAUUUCAGUUAUGGAAAUGUCACAUCGUUCAUCCACAUAUGGCAAGAUUCAGAAGAACGCAAUCAAUAGCUUGAGAGAUAUACUAAACAUUCCGGACAACUAUAAGGUAUUAUUUAUGCAAGGCGGAGGAUGUGGACAAUUUGCUGCCGUAUGUAUGAAUCUUAUAGGACGCAGCGGAAAGGCGGACUAUGCUGUCACCGGUUCUUGGUCAGCGAAGGCGGCAAAGGAGGCUGCUCAAUAUGGUCAAGUGAACGUAGUGUUUCCUGCUUUGGACAAAUACACCACUGUGCCUCGUUUGGAGACGUGGAACUUAGACCCCGAAGCGUCGUAUUUAUAUUAUUGUGACAAUGAGACUGUAGACGGUGUUGAGUUUGAUUUUGUACCUGUUCCUCCCAACGAUGUGCCAUUAGUGUGUGAUAUGUCGUCCAAUUUUUUGUCGCGUAAGAUUGAUGUAAAGCGAUACGGUGUUAUAUUUGCUGGAGCUCAGAAAAAUAUUGGGCCAUCUGGAACAACGGUCGUAAUUAUACGAGAAGACUUGAUGGGCCACCAACUUAAAGUAACGCCAUCCAUUUUCAACUACGCACUAAUGAGCAAAAACGAUUCCUUAUUGAAUACGCCAAACACAUUUGGAAUAUAUGUUAUAGGUUUGGUUUUCCAAUGGAUUCAACGUAAUGGUGGAAUCGAUGGCAUGUCGAAAAAUGCACAAACCAAGUCCGAGCUAAUAUACGAUGUCAUAAAUAAAUCGAAUGGAUUUUAUUAUUGUCCAGUUGAUAAAAACGUCCGUUCGCGAAUGAAUGUACCUUUCAGGAUCGGUGGACCGGCAGGCAAUGACAAUCUGGAAAAAGCUUUUCUUUCAAAAGCAGAAAGUGAGGGAAUGAUCCAAUUGAAAGGUCAUCGCUCCGUUGGUGGCAUUCGUGCGUCUCUUUAUAACGCGAUAAAGAUCGAUGAAGCCAAAAAACUGGCGGAACUAAUGUUACAAUUCUAUGAAAACAACCAAAAAUAA